Messenger RNA from Nannospalax galili (Upper Galilee mountains blind mole rat), 6943 nucleotides. RefSeq names its product activator of transcription and developmental regulator AUTS2 (gene Auts2). Lineage: Eukaryota; Metazoa; Chordata; Mammalia; Rodentia; Spalacidae. The record is from RefSeq and is a predicted model, not a curated record. Bases 1147 to 4908 code for a protein of 1253 amino acids. The transcript has 19 exons.
GAGGCCGUGGCCCGGCUCCGGUGCGGUCCGCGCACACGCCGCGCACCCUCAGGCUCCGGGCUCCCGCAGCGGUAGCCGGGCGCGAGCGGAGUCUCUUCAGAGCGUCUCCUCAGCGGGCGGAGGCGGCACGACGGUGUCUCCCGCUGGAGACGGCUUUCUGCUCUGCUCCUCGACGAGCGGCUGGCCGGCCCACCCCUCCUUGAAUUGUCGGGAGGAAGGGUGACCUCUUCUCCGGGACUGGAAACAACCGGGAUUUCUGUGUGUCUGUGUGUGAGGAGGGGGCGGCGGCACGCGCCAGGCUUGGCAGUUCUCUUCUUUCAUCUUCUCCUCCCCCCUCAAGCCCCCGGGAGCAAGUAGAAACCCCGGAACCGCUGCGUCCUUCUCGCCUGCCCGCGCACCCCAGCUUCCCCCGGGAGCGCUCGGCCAUGCUCCCCUCUUUGGGGGAUCUCGCCCCGUUCAGCUCGUGCCCAAGCCCUGGAUACAUUUCUUAAAAAAAAAAAAAAAGAAAAGAAAAAGAAAAAAGAAAAGAAAGAAACAGAAAACGGGAGCCCGGGAGUGAGUUUUUCUUCUAGACGAGAAAGACCGAGAGAGAGGAGUGUGGGGUGUUUCCUGCGCGAGGGGCGGGUGAAGUUCAUUGCCACCCACCCGGUUCACCCUGACCUUCUCGGACCUCGGGUAUCUUUUUCUUUUUGGGGGGGGGAAUCUUUCGGAGAAGGCGAUUUGGGUGCUAGGGCGAGAGCAUGGCCGUGGGGAGGGCUUCCCCAGUCUCUUGAUCAAAGCAUUCCGCUAUUCUGAUUUAUUGCCUGCUUGGUGAGUUAUUUUUUUUUCUCUCUCUCUCUCACUGAAAAGCAGACCUGUGUAUUCAGCCAUUACUUUGCUCGGCGCUGUUCGCAGGCAUCUCCGACCCUCGGUGCAGAGGGGAGCCCCACACUUGGCCCUCCCUCCUAGUCUCCCCGCCCCUUCCCCCCCCCUUUUUUCUCCCCCCUCCUUCCUUCUAUUUUUUAAAAAAUAUUUUCCCUCGCGGUGCAGGAGCAGGAGGGAGGGCUCCGUGUCAAUUUUUCCUCCCUCCCUUCUUCUUCUGGGGUGUGUGUGUGGCGCGGGAGGGUGAGCCGGGGAAAAAGAUCCCCCGGCGUGGUUCAAAGAGCCAUGGAUGGCCCGACGCGGGGACAUGGACUCCGCAAGAAACGGAGGUCGCGGUCGCAGCGAGACCGAGAGAGACGCUCCCGGGCCGGCUCCGGUGCUGCCCCCGGCCGGCCCCGAGCCCCCUCGCUGGCCUCCUCCUCGGGCUCCGACAAGGAAGACAAUGGGAAGCCCCCAUCCUCCGCCCCGUCCCGGCCCAGACCCCCGCGGAGAAAGCGCCGAGAGUCCAGCUCGGCCGAAGAGGACAUCAUUGAUGGAUUUGCCAUGGCCAGCUUUGUUACUUUUGAAGCGCUGGAGAAAGAUGUAGCACUUAAGCCUCAGGAACGUGUGGAGAAACGCCAGACUCCCCUGACCAAGAAGAAGAGGGAAGCUCUUACCAAUGGCUUGUCCUUUCACUCAAAGAAGAGCCGACUCAGCCACCCACAUCACUAUGGCUCAGAUCGAGAAAAUGACCGUAACCUCUGCCAGCACCUCGGGAAGAGGAAGAAGGUUCCCAAGGGACUCAAACAGCUGAAGCCGGGACAGAACAGCUGCAGGGACAGCGCCAGUGAAAGUGCCAGUGGAGAAUCGAAGGGCUUCCACCGGAGCAGCUCGAGAGAGAGGCUCAGCGACAGUUCCGCUCCAUCCAGCUUGGGAACAGGCUACUUCUGUGACAGUGACAGCGACCAGGAAGAGAAGGCAUCUGAUGCUAGCUCUGAAAAACUCUUCAACACGGUUCUUGCAAACAAAGAUCCAGAGUUAGGCAUUGGCACGCUGCCAGAACACGACAACCAACAUGCAGGACCCAUUGUCCCCAAGAUCUCGGGUCUAGAGAGAAGCCAGGAAAAGAGCCAGGACUGUUGCAAAGAACCCAUCUUUGAACCUGUGGUGCUCAAAGACUCUCGUCCUCAGCUCCCGCAGCUACCGCCACAGUCCCUGGUGGAACCCCAGCUCCGAGCUCCAUCUCCAGACCCAGGCUUGGUCCAACGCACGGAGGCUCUGCCCCAGCCUCCCCCCCCAAGUUCACAGCCAGCCCAGGGCCCCCCAGAGGCUCAGCUGCAGCCUGCCCCACAACCUCAAGUGCAACGGCCACCUAGGCCACAGUCCCCUAGCCACCUGCUCCAGCAGGCCCUUCCAUCUGUGCAGCCACACCCGUCUUCUCAGAGCCUCUCUCAGCCACUGUCAGCCUACAACAGCAGUAGCCUGAGCCUCAACAGCUUAAGCAGUAGCAGAAGCAAUACUCCAGCCAAGACCCAGCCUGCCCCUCCUCACAUCUCCCACCAUCCCUCUGCCUCCCCUUUCCCCCUCUCCCUGCCCAACCACAGCCCCCUACAUAGCUUCACCCCCACCCUCCAGCCUCCAGCACACUCACAUCACCCCAAUAUGUUUGCCCCUCCCACCGCCCUGCCUCCUCCCCCACCACUGACAUCCGGAAGUCUGCAGGUGCCAGGACAUCCCGCAGGGAGCACUUACUCAGAGCAAGAUAUCUUGCGGCAGGAGCUGAACACACGUUUCCUGGCCUCUCAGAACGCUGACCGCGGGGCAUCCCUGGGCCCCCCGCCUUACCUGCGGACUGAGUUCCAUCAGCACCAGCAUCAGCAUCAGCACACACAUCAGCACACGCACCAGCACACCUUCACGCCUUUCCCCCACGCCAUCCCACCCACCGCCAUCAUGCCGACGCCAGCACCUCCCAUGUUUGACAAGUACCCCACCAAAGUUGACCCCUUCUACCGGCAUAGUCUCUUCCACUCCUAUCCUCCCGCAGUCUCGGGGAUACCCCCCAUGAUCCCACCCACGGGCCCUUUUGGUUCACUUCAAGGAGCAUUUCAACCUAAGACAUCCAACCCUAUUGAUGUGGCAGCUCGGCCUGGGACAGUCCCACACACUCUCCUUCAAAAGGACCCGAGGUUGACAGAUCCUUUCAGACCUAUGUUGAGGAAACCAGGGAAGUGGUGCGCCAUGCAUGUUCACAUUGCCUGGCAGAUUUACCACCACCAACAGAAAGUCAAGAAACAGAUGCAAUCAGACCCACACAAGCUGGACUUUGGGCUGAAACCUGAGUUCCUGAGCCGUCCUCCAGGCCCAAGCCUCUUUGGAGCCAUUCAUCACCCCCAUGACCUGGCACGACCUUCCACCUUGUUCUCUGCCGCUGGUGCUGCACACCCUACUGGGACGCCUUUUGGGCCACCUCCUCAUCACAGCAACUUCCUAAACCCUGCUGCUCACCUUGAGCCUUUUAACCGACCGUCCACAUUCACGGGCCUCGCGGCUGUUGGCGGCAAUGCCUUCGGGGGACUUGGAAACCCUUCAGUUACACCUAACUCAAUGUUCGGCCACAAGGAUAGCCCCAGUGUGCAGAACUUUAGCAACCCUCACGAGCCCUGGAACCGGCUGCACCGAACGCCUCCAUCGUUCCCGACCCCUCCGCCCUGGCUGAAACCAGGGGAGUUGGAGCGCAGUGCGUCCGCUGCAGCCCAUGACAGAGAUAGAGAUGUAGAUAAACGAGACUCCUCCGUUAGUAAAGAUGACAAGGAAAGGGAAAGCGUUGAGAAAAGACACCCCAGCCACCCUUCCCCAGCACCUCCCCUCCCGGUGAGCGCCCUGGGCCAUACCCGCAGCUCCACCGAACCGACCACCAGGGGUCAUUUGAAUACUGAGAAAGAGAAACCGAAAGAGAGGGAGAGAGACCACUCGGAAUCUCGAAAGGACCUGACCGUGGAAGAGCACAAGGCCAAGGAAAGCCACCUGCCCGAGAGGGAAGGGCACAGCCACGAGGGCCGCGCAACAGGUGAAGAGCCCAAGCAGCUGUCCCGGGUGCCAUCGCCCUACGUCAGGACCCCAGGCGUGGACAGCACCAGGUCCAACAGCACCUCCAGCCGGGAGGCCGAGCCACGCAAAGGCGAGGUGGCCUACGAGAACCCCAAGAAGAGCACCGAGGUCAAGGUCAAAGAGGAGCGCAAGGAAGACCACGACCUUCCUGCAGAGGCACCACAGGCCCACAGGACCUCAGAGGCGCUUCCACCCAGCUCCUCGGCCAGCGCCAGCGUGCACCCAGGGCCCCUGACAUCCAUACCCAUGACCGUGGGGGUGACCGGCAUCCACGCCAUGAACAGUAUCGGUAGUCUGGACAGGACGCGCAUGAUGGCCCCGUUCAUGGGCCUCAGCCCCAUCCCAGGGGGCGAGCGCUUUCCGUACCCCUCUUUCCACUGGGACCCCAUGCGGGACCCCUUGAGGGAUCCUUAUCGUGACUUGGACAUGCAUCGAAGAGACCCUCUGGGCAGGGAUUUCCUUCUUAGGAACGACCCCCUACACCGGCUCUCCACACCCCGCUUAUAUGAAGCUGAUCGCUCCUUCCGGGACAGAGAGCCCCAUGAUUAUAGUCACCAUCACCAUCACCAUCAUCACCCGCUGGCCGUGGACCCAAGGCGGGAGCAUGAGCGGGGCGGACACCUGGAGGAGCGCGAGCGGCUGCACGUGCUCCGCGAGGACUACGAGCACCCACGGUUGCACCCGGUGCACCCUGCGUCUCUGGACGCACACCUCCCACACCCAGGCCUCCUCACACCAGGCCUGCCCAGUAUGCACUACCCACGCAUCAGCCCCACUACCGGCCACCAAAAUGGACUGCUGAACAAGACCCCACCUACCGCGGCGCUCAGCGCCCCACCUCCACUCAUCUCCACAUUGGGGGGCCGCCCGGGCUCCCCUCGGAGGACUACGCCUCUGUCGGCUGAGAUCCGAGAGAGGCCACCAUCCCACACACUCAAAGACAUCGAAGCUCGGUAAAGCCAGGGGGGCAAGGAGAACCUGGGGCAGGGGUGAGAAGUCCCAGAGACAUUCCCCCAAGACUCAAGAGACACCAGCACCCCCAAAACUGUGAGGUGCGGAACCCCAAUUCUUCCCCUGUAAAAAAUAUGUACAGAAACUCCCUUCGGGUUUUGAAAUGUUUUUGUAUAUUAUAUGUUAAAUUUUCAGACCUUUUAGCCAGCCAGGUCUUGUACGUUAUUACCUUUCCUUCCUUUUUUUCUUUUUUUCUUUUUUCCUUUUUUGGUCCUUGCAUAAAAUAUUUGAAUUGGAACCAAAACAGUGAAGACAACACACAAGGAUCUGAUGAUAAUAGGGGGAGGGGCACAUCCGUCCAUCACCCAGAGCUGUCUCUCAGAGGAGGAGGCGUGUAUAUAGACUGUAAAAACAGAUGGCUUCCUGAGCUGAUGGUUCAUAUAUGCAAAAGAUAAACACGAAAGCUUUAUCUGUACAGAUGUAAAUACGUAAAGAUUAAGUAACAUAAUACAUUACCAUUCUUAAAACGUGCUAUUUGCUAAUCUAAUAUCAGCGGACUCAGCCCUCCAAGGAGGCUGUGCGCCCAUCUGUUAAACCCUUCAACUAUGCAAUGAAAACCAGGGCUUUACACAGAAGCCCGACUAACUCAAAGGAGCCUUUUCAAAUCCAUUUACAACAUAUUUAAGGUCAUAUUUUCCCUGAACAAGCGCUUAUGUGACAUGUGAUUUCACUCUGUUUUCCUUCCUUGGUUUUUUGUUUUAUUUUGGCUUUUUUGGUUUUUUUGUUUUGUUUUUCAAAUGGAAGAACACCCUGUUUUUGCAGAUCUGGAACCCAGGAUGGAACUUUACAUCUGAAGUUGCUUCUUGUGGCUUUCCUGGGAAGAAUGGGGGAAGUGCACAAAAUGCACACCCCCUACCCAGAAGUAUAACUAAGAACCAGAAGCAGCCUUGCCCAGGGAAGAUGGGAUUGUUCUGAUGUCAGUCAUCAGAGGCAGGUGGGCUGUGUCUGCCAGAUGGGACAUCAGACUCUCUGGUCGCCUCUGAUGUCACACACAACCUCAAGUGGGAACAUCUUUUUUUUUUUUCUUUUUAAACUGUGUCCUAUCUCAUAACGUGUACACACUUCCUCCUUCCGUCAAACAAUUUAAGGACACCCAAACAGAUCCUGAAAGAAAGCUGUCCAGGCUUUCUCAAAUGAUGGAUAUGUUUUCACUGUAUCCAAUAACAAAUUGAAAGUACACGUAACCCAGCGUGAACCAUUUAUAUUCUGGUAAGGAAUAUUAAGCCUGGAAAAAGAUGAAACAGGCAGACCUUGUAAGAGCCAUCAAGAAUCACCGAGGGGCGAAAGGUGGCUGAAAGCGCGUGUGUGUGUGUGUGUGUGUGUGUGUGUGUGUGUGUGUAGUGUGUGUGUGUUUUGAUUUUUUUCAUCAGUUUUAAUGUCUUCAUGAUACUUUUAUAAGACAUUAACCCUCUUGUCUACAUCUUUGGAGAUAAUAUGACUUUACUAGCCGAGAAAAUACAGUACAGUCUACUCGCCUGUAAAAUACAUGUAAGAAAUAAAAUUAGUCCCAUUUGGCCCUUAGUAUAUGAAAGUGCUAUCUGACGUUGUUAUCCUGUUUUUUUGCAAAAAAGAAAAAGAAAAAAAAAUGUUAACUACACACCAUUGUUUCUAAAAGCAGAGAGAUCUAUUUUAGUAGCCGACUGAAGGUUUAGUUGUGAAUUCAGAUUUUGUGGACACCAGAUGUGUGCAGUGUUUUUUUCUUUUUGUUGAUGUUGUUGUUUUUGUUUUGUUUUUCUUUUUUUUAAAGACAACAACUAAAAAAAAUUCCAAGGAUUAUGUACACUGGAACUGUAGUGGUAGCUCUCAGUAUUGUAAAGAGAUUGUUCUAUUACAGAACUUUUUGCUGUUUCUCUUGUAUGUAAAGUCUUUUCUGGAUCCUAUGCGAACAGGAAAGGGAAGCAACUGAAUCUUCAGCAUGUCUCACUGGGGGAGCUUUCUUGUGUCAUGUAAAUGUGCCAUGUUAUUAAAAAAUGUGAACCAA